Molecule: messenger RNA, 909 nt
Organism: Aspergillus puulaauensis
Lineage: Eukaryota; Fungi; Ascomycota; Eurotiomycetes; Eurotiales; Aspergillaceae
Product: aromatic alcohol reductase
Exons: 2
Coding region: 1-909 (302 amino acids)
Molecular function (GO): oxidoreductase activity
Source: RefSeq, a predicted model, not a curated record
AUGUCCAUCCGUAAUGUCGUCCUCGCUGGUGUAACCGGAAACCUCGGCCCAGCAAUCCUCUCCGCCGUCUCCUCCUCCCCCAACUUCACCGUCACCGUCUUCACCCGCCCAGACUCGAAGCCCUCCCUCCCAGCAAACGUCAAAGCAGUCCCCGUCGACUACGCCUCCAUCGAGUCCCUCACUACAGCCCUCAAAGGCACAGACGCAGUCGUCUCUGCAAUCCCACCUACCGCCGCAGAAGCGCAGACAAACCUCAUCCACGCCUCCGUUGCGGCUGGUGUCUCGCGCUUCCUCCCGUCGGAGUUCGGGUCGGACCUUGAUAACCCUAUUAACCGUGCCGCUCCGGUCUAUGCACCCAAGGUACAAGCUCAGGAGUUGUUGAAGUCUCUUGCGGCGGAGGGGAAGAUUACUUAUACCAUUGUGUAUAACGGGGCGUUCCUGGAUUGGGGCCUUCAAGCUGGGUUUCCGAUUUCGCCGGUGAAGAAGGUUGCGGCUUUGCAUGAUGGCGGGGAGAGGCUUUAUAGUUCUACCACCCUGGCUGCGGUUGGGAAGGCGGUUGUGGGGAUCUUGGGUAAGCCUGAGGAGACGAAGAAUCGGGUUGUUAGGGUUAGUGAGGCGGUUUCGACGCUGAAGGAGGUGUUGGCGUUGUCGAAGGAGGUUGUGGGGAGUGAUGGGUGGACAGUCACGGAGCCGGAUGUGGAGGCUGAGGCUGAGAAGGCGUUGGGGUUGAUUAAGCAGGGGGUCUUUAACCAUGGGAGUAUAUUGCCCUUCAUCUACAAGGCUAUUUGGGGUGCUGAGACGGGUGGGUUGCUCAAGGACACGGACAAUGAGCUGCUGGGAAUCCAGCAGCUUGAUAAGGAGGGCAUCAAGGAGGUUAUUCAGGAUGUUGUUAACGCAAACCAAAAUUAG